Lycium ferocissimum is the source of this 963-nucleotide messenger RNA. RefSeq lists its product as uncharacterized. Bases 81 to 584 code for a protein of 167 amino acids. Gene Ontology annotation, cellular component: MIS12/MIND type complex. Gene Ontology annotation, biological process: chromosome segregation. Lineage: Eukaryota; Viridiplantae; Streptophyta; Magnoliopsida; Solanales; Solanaceae. The transcript has 8 exons. The record is from RefSeq and is a predicted model, not a curated record.
CGCUAUAGUGUUACUAAUUCGGAUUCAAUGCUUAAAUUACAUUUGAAAGGGCAUCAUUUCCAAUCCCGCCAUUGCUGAAAAUGGAGAAAACAAGUCAAACAAGGCAGACAAAUUUGAAGACCGCCUUUGAGCUUGGAAUACGCAGCUUGUUAACCUCUUGUCCUAAAGAGGUAUUUUGUAAGGCUUUCCCAAAAUUUUCUCCGGCAGAACAUGAACGGCUUCAUCGGCUGUUCAUUCAGGUGAUUACUUCUCUGCACGAGGAUAUAGAGGAUGAAUUUGAGUCGUUAUGCGUGGAGACACAGGCAGGACCAACUCUCAACAUGGUGGAGCAGCUUGUGGAAGAACAAAGCUUGGACCCCUUGUUUCCAGAGAAGAGCAAUGUUGAAGAAGUCAGGCACUACCUAUCAGAAGCAAAAAAGAGCGAGAUCAGCUACUUGAUGGAUAUGUUGGAGACGGCGGAAGAACAGAAACGUGCCAUCACUUCACGUCUUGAAGUCCUGAAGAAAGAACAAGAAGAUUUAUCUGGUGCUGCUGCUGUAGACAUGGUUAAUAAGAUACGAACAGGGAAUCAGAAGUUCAGUUGAUCAUGUUGCUGAAUAAUCCACCUGUUCACCCCGUUUACUGGGAAGCAGAACUUUUUGGCUGACAAACUAGUAAAAAUAGGAAUGGAAUGAGCCGGCAUGGAUGCAACUUCAUUACAACUUUUUGCACAACCUUCAACUCUUGUAGUGGACAACCUUGAAGCUGAUAAAAUAGGAACAUGUUUCCAGCGAAAGCUUAAAAGUAAUGGUGCCCCAUUGUUUUGUAAUAGUCAGCAUACAACUUCUUUUGUUUCUCAUGUAAAUAUGGCUAUUGCUACUACAUCUGCUCCUACUAUCGUACCAAUAUGUAUGCACUCUGUUGGGUUGAACUCCUAGCUAUGUAUAGCUAGUCUGUUUAAUAUGAAGUAUCUUUUCUACCAAA